GGUGAGCAUCACCCCGAGAGAUAACACCGGGAGAGAGAGAGAACGAGCUCGGUCGCACGGAGCGGGAACGAGAGUGCCGCAGAAGUAAGUCGUCAGCGCGACGCGUAUAUACGGGCGCGCGCGCCGCGUAAACAAGACCGCGCGCGUGGUCUCUCCGAGGGGGUGUUGCCAGUGCGGACUGUCGCGAGUGCGUUUCCGAAGGAGAUGAGCGGGACCGACGAUCGAUGAAGUACGGGGAGGCACCGCCACGAUACUCGCGCCCCGUCCCGCCGUCGUCCUGCCGAAAGAUCGGCGUUAUGAGUCGCGAGAUCGCGCCGUGGCGCGACGUCGUGCAAGGUCGCACCAGCUGAGACUUUCAAAGUGCGGGACACGUCAAGGUCGGCGUUUCUCCGCGCGUGUCCUGCGCCGCCGGACGCCUGCAAUCGCCGCCGCGACGACGGAGACGAUCGCGACGACCGCGAUCACGAUCGCGAGGGGGAGGAGGAGGAGGUGGAGACGACCCGUAGUAGUAGCGCCGCGCGAGAGCGCCGGCCGAGGGACCGAGCGCGAUCGUGAUGGAGGUGCGCGCGAUGGAGUACCGUCCCGUGGUGCCCGCGGGGGUGAUGCCCGCUGGACUCCAUCAUCAGGAUUAUCACACCGCUUUGCCGGACCUCAGCCCGCCGAGGAGCCAAGGCUCUUCCACCGGCGGCGCCUCUUCGCUCGGCGACUACGCGCCGCGAAUGUACACGCCGCCCACGCCGCCCACGCCGCACGAGGACGAGAAGAUAUUCGGUAGCAAGGCGGACCUGCAGCUACACACACAAAUCCACAUGCGCGAGGCGAAGCCGUACAAGUGCACGCAGUGCUCGAAGGCGUUCGCCAACUCCUCGUACCUGUCUCAGCACACGAGGAUCCACCUGGGCAUUAAGCCGUACCGCUGUGAGAUCUGCCAGCGGAAGUUCACCCAGCUGAGCCACCUACAGCAGCACAUCCGCACACACACCGGCGACAAGCCGUACAAGUGCCGGCAUCCGGGCUGCACGAAGGCGUUCAGCCAAUUGAGCAACCUGCAGAGCCAUUCCCGGUGCCACCAAACCGACAAGCCGUACAAGUGUAACUCCUGCUACAAGUGCUUCUCCGACGAGCCGAGUCUGCUCGAGCACAUACCGAAGCACAAGGAGUCGAAGCACCUCAAGACGCACAUCUGCCAGUACUGCGGCAAGAGUUACACGCAGGAGACCUAUCUGGCGAAGCACAUGCAGAAGCACGCGGAGCGUACCGACAAGAGACCGCCGAUCAUCGGCACCGGCCUCAGGCCGUCGAUACACGCCAUGACCGCCCACCAUCAGGACCACUACUGGCCGAAGGUCAGCCCGGACUCGGUAAUCGGCGAGCUGCACGAGAGGCUGCCGCAUCACCACACGGAGUACCAUCAGAACCAGAAUCCGGAGAUGCUCCUGCCGGGGCACGGGCCGGGCCAUCGGGGCGAGUCGAUCGAGAACGACUCGAGGCAACAGACGCCGCAGCCCGGCGCGAACCACCACCCCAACAGCAGCUCGGCCUUCACGCCGAUCUCCUCCAUCUCGAUCAAUUCCAUCUCCUCCAUGCAACACCCUCUCAAUCCCCUCAACCACCUGCACUAUCCCGGCGGACACCAUCCCGCGUCACGGCCGUAUCUCUACGAGGCGUUCAACACGACGCAGAAGUCCUCGCCGACCUCCUCGUCGUCCGGCGUCACGCCCGGUACCACUGGCAACCAGAACGCCACGUCCUUCCCGAACCAGCUGAUCAGCCUCCACCAGAUCAGGAAUUACGCCCAUCAGCCGAAUCUCGGCAAUCUGGGCAACCUGGGUAAUCUGGGGAAUCUGAGUAAUCUUAGCAAUCUCAGUGCCACGAUGGAGAGUCACGCGCUGCUGGGUGGUCUCAAGGAGAAGCAGUAACUCCGGCCGGUCUUGGAGAUUAGCUUAAGAAAUUUCCCUCCCCCCUUUUCCUUUUUUUCUUUUGCUCUCCGUCAAGACACGACGCGAUUCACCGUUCUCACCUUCCUCCUCAUCGCUCCCCUCACUGUUCGAACCUCAUCUCGCUACCCUCUCCCUUGCCGUGAUCUCCUCUUACUUAUCAAUUUGUAUUAUUUUAUGCUUGAAAUUUGUUCUCCAGGACUUCAAUAAACUCUCUUCUACUCUUUAA
Molecule: messenger RNA, 2166 nt
Organism: Dinoponera quadriceps
Lineage: Eukaryota; Metazoa; Arthropoda; Insecta; Hymenoptera; Formicidae
Product: zinc finger protein rotund-like
Exons: 2
Coding region: 555-1919 (454 amino acids)
Biological process (GO): negative regulation of transcription by RNA polymerase II
Molecular function (GO): DNA-binding transcription repressor activity, RNA polymerase II-specific
Source: RefSeq, a predicted model, not a curated record